GACCGCUUGUCAGGAACGUACGCAUUGAGUAUCGACCCUGAAUUCAUACUGAACACACAUCAUCAUCGAAACAGUACCCAUUUGGGCGCGCGACCGGCGCAAGUACAUAUGUUUCUCAGCCUGCUUAACGAAAUUAACAGAAGUGUCCAGGCCUGUUGUAUCCAAGUCUUAAGAUGAUAUCCAAUCUGGGCGGCUGCAACUGUAAACUUGUGACUCACCAUCUCUCCUUGUGCCUAUCUCCAGCCAUCAUCCCGACUACGGAGGAUGUCCGAGUCAUCUAAGAAAUACCCAUGCCCCUCGUGAUUUGUAUGACUCGACAAUUUUCUGCGCAAUACUAUGAUCAAGGAUCCGGGCGUUUAUAAGUGAAUACACUCUAUUUUCCAUCAUUUCUACAAUGGACUCUCUACCACCAGCCUAUUCCCUCGAUCCGUCGGAUGGUGAAUCCCGUAUUGAUCUCACCCCAUCACGUUCUGCGAACAACCGUUUCACCGGAAACUUCCUUAAAAAAGAGGGAAAUUUAUCCGUUGUAUUAACAGAACAACAAGAUGGUUGCACUGUACCCUCUUACGGAAGAAAGGGAGUUAUCAACGGCGCUGUUUUCUUCGAAAGACGCGACUUGGUUACUUCCGUACAAGUCAAGCUGGAGGGACGAAUGGAGACGGCGAAUCACGAAUAUGGAUCUCAGGUUGUGACUUUCCUAGACGAGACUCGUUCCCUGUGGUCUGUUGACUCCGCUAAUCCAACGGCAUGUUCCAGCUCAGUACCCUUCUCUCUGACGAUCCCAUCCGAGUUCGAGAAGGGCAAUGAUAAGAGAUAUGAACUACCGCCUUCGUUCACCGCCUCGUUCCCGGAGCUUAGAGUGUCGAUCGGGUAUUCACUUACUGUACGUGUCAUCGAGAACCACUACCCACUGGUCGGAUUCUUGAGAGGAUCCCCAAGCCUGCGUAUCGUACUCAACUACCGACCUCGAACGCGCCCAGCCCAACCGAUGCUCUCCAACCCCGCUUUUCUCUCAUCCGUCAAGAUGUCCCCAGAGGAAUGGAAACAGAGUCUCAUGACCAUCAACCCCAAGCCCAACACAGCCGCGGCGCCUAUCCAUUGUAGCCUCUUCAUCCCUGCUGUUCAGAUCUUCGCCGUGUCUGAUAACAUUCCGUUUCACGUCCAGCUGACGGCACCACUCGCGUCUCUGCGGCAGCUUUUCCCCGCUCCAGCGCACGUUCAUGGGAACGCGGCACUUCAGGUCCAUCUCGUUCGUCAAGUAUCAGUGGAGGUUGAUGGGAAUGUAGCGUCACGGAACGUACCCAUAGGGGAAGGGAGCUUGCGUCCGGUGCCUCCUUUAGCGUCAGAGAUACAGCCAGGACCGGAGAUAGAGAAGCAUAUGGACUGGGAGGGGGUGCUCAGAUGUCAGCCUGAUGUUGAGGUGGGCGGUUUCUUCACGGCAGGCGUGUCGGUGAAGGAUUUUAUCAUCGCAUCACUCUAUCCCCCCGCGAGUUCAGAUUUUCCACACUCACGAAAUGGCGUUCGCGUAAGAAUCGUCACCGAUCCUUGGACAGAUGAGGUCGGUGACUGAACUGGGCCAUUCUUUGUCUUUACAAUGGAAGGAAACACGCCGAAUAGCCGGCAUAAACGCUAAUUCCAAUUACGCUUAGAACCAGAGUCAUAAAUCACUGUGUCUAAGUAUUUGCCACCUGUCGACGCUGCCGCCUCCAAGCCAAAAACUCUCGCAGAGCGGCUGCAAUAAGAGGUAUCACUG
Messenger RNA from Desarmillaria tabescens, 1753 nucleotides. RefSeq lists its product as uncharacterized. The coding region runs from base 395 to 1570 and encodes 391 amino acids. The record is from RefSeq and is a predicted model, not a curated record. Lineage: Eukaryota; Fungi; Basidiomycota; Agaricomycetes; Agaricales; Physalacriaceae. The transcript is spliced from 5 exons.